AUGCACAUCAAGACCGGCGCCACUGUGCUCGCUUUGGCCGCAUCGGCAUCUGCAGCAGUCAGCAAAGUCUCGCGGCAAGGCAAAUUCCUCGUCGAUGCGAGCAAUCAGCGGUUCUACAUCAAGGGCGUAGCCUACCAGCCAGCUGGAGCAGUCAGCCAGAACACAGCGGAGAAUGAAGCGAAUGGCGGCUUCGCAGAGCCUAGCAGCUAUGUUGACCCUUUGAACAAUAUAACGGCCUGUCAGCGAGAUCUGCCCUACCUUCAGCAGCUCAACAUCAACACCGUCCGCGUCUACAAUCUCGACAGUACGGCGGAUCACAGCGCAUGCAUGAACCUGUUCAACGACAACUCGAUUUAUGUCAUUGCUGAUCUCGGCUUGCCGCUCAAUGGCUCCAUCAACCGUGCGGCGCCAAGCUGGGAUGUCGGGAUACAGCAGCAAUACAUCGAUACGAUCAACAACAUGGCAGGUUAUGAUAACUUGCUCGCAUUCGGCGUCGCGAACGAGGUCGUCACCGGCCCGACCAACACGGAUGCUGCGCCUCUCAUCAAAGCCGCAGUCCGAGACGUCAAAGCCUACCUGAUGAGCAUCGGCAGCUCGGCACUGACGACGUACAGCGCAACAGACGGCGACGACUGGAGCUUCGAUGUCGCGGCCUAUCUGACCUGCGGCGAGCAAAACACCAGCGUAGAUCUCUACGGUAUCAACAAUUACAGAGACUGCUCGACCGCUGGCGCAGAUCUAACAUUUGCCACUUCGGGCUAUCAGGUGCUCUAUAAUGCCUACGAAGACCUGGCAGUACCCGCCUACUUUAGCGAGUUUGGCUGCAUCACCGCCGGCACGCGCGACUGGUCCGAAGUCGCUCUGAUCUACAGCGAUCAGAUGACGCCCGUCUUCUCUGGUGGCUCUGCAUUCGAAUUCUUUGCAGACACGGACGGGUACGGGUUGACACAGAAUCUGUCGACGACCGGAGGUGCGAUUGUGACCGUCAGCGAUUUUGCAGCCCUUGGCGCCGCAUUUGCUGCAAACAAUGGCUCUUCAUCGACAAUUGGCCCCUCCACUGCCGUUUCGACUACUUGUCCUGCGGUCUCUGUCAAUUUCACCGCUUCCGCCGCUCUGCCGCCCACGCCCAAUGCAGCAGCUUGCGCUUGUUCGCUCGACAGCGCGUUCACUUGCAAGCCCAACGAAAAUCUGACCCCUGUAGCAAUCGGUGAACUCAUCAAUUACGCUUGCGCCAACCUGGGUACAUUUGCAACUUGCGAUGCUAUAGCGUCCAACGGCACGACGGGCGUCUACGGCCAGUUCUCGUCCUGCACGCCGCUCGAGAAGCUAGGCUAUGCCUUUACGGAAUACUACUUUGAACAGAACGGGGCUGCAGGGUCUUGCUCGUUCUCUGGUAAUGCAACGGUCAACUCUAGCGGCCCAAGCUCAGCAUCUGCUGUCAAUUCGACAGCGUCGACAUGCUUUGCAUCUGCGAGCGGUACAAGCACACCCACAUCCACAGGCACAACAUCAGCACUGGCCAGCACACGCACGAGUAGCUCUAGCACCGGCGGGGCUGCGCUAACACACACCGACAUCGGCAUCGUAGCCAUCACAACCCUCGGCAUCGUCACGGGUGGCUUCCUUGCACUCUUGUGA
Molecule: messenger RNA, 1638 nt
Organism: Mixia osmundae IAM 14324
Lineage: Eukaryota; Fungi; Basidiomycota; Mixiomycetes; Mixiales; Mixiaceae
Product: carbohydrate-binding module family 43 protein
Exons: 3
Coding region: 1-1638 (545 amino acids)
Biological process (GO): fungal-type cell wall (1->3)-beta-D-glucan biosynthetic process
Cellular component (GO): cytoplasm; fungal-type cell wall
Molecular function (GO): 1,3-beta-glucanosyltransferase activity
Source: RefSeq, a predicted model, not a curated record